This is a messenger RNA of Triticum turgidum subsp. durum (durum wheat), 576 nucleotides long. The record is from the annotation of a GenBank genome assembly. NCBI's taxonomy places the organism in Eukaryota, Viridiplantae, Streptophyta, Magnoliopsida, Poales, Poaceae.
AUGCGGCGGUGGUGCUGCUCCUCCGCCGGCGGCCUCGCCCGCCGUUUCCUCUCCUCCCCCACCGUCGUCCAUGCCCGCCCGCCCGUGUCCUCCCUCCCCUUCCGCCGCGACCACUCCCACACCCACGCGCCUCUGCCCAUCAUGGGCUCGCUGUUCCACUCCGCGGCAGCCGCUGCGAUCGUCCGGCCUCCGGUGAUGGCGAUGCAGGUGCGCCACUACGCCAUCAAGGGCAGGUCCCGCGCGCCGACCACGCCCACCAUCUCCAAAGUCAAGAAAUACAAGAUGAAGGCCCCCUCCUCCAUGAAGUUCCGCUUCAGAACGAUGAAGGACGGCCAGAUCCGCAGGUGGAGGGCCGGCAAGCGCCACAACGCACACCAAAAGUUUGUUUGGGCUGCAUCUGACUUGGCCGAUGCUGACCAGGGCCGCCUUAGCCUGAAGUACUCCCGCAUUAACUCGAGGAGGCACUGGCUAGACUUCCACGCGACGUCCAAGGAAGCAAAGAGAAGACUCCGGAAGCCUGCUUUAGUGCAUUUAGCUUAUGCCAAAGUUAUAAAGAAGCUCAACUUCUGCGGCUAG